AUGCACAGCUUCGAGAACGGCCAGAAGGCGUACUACAAGAAGGACAACUGGGAGCAGCUGUUCAAGUUCUUCAAGAAGCAGCGGCUCCCCAUCCACAGGCCGGACUUCGAGGCGGUGAUCGAGGCGGAGGCGGGCGCCGCCGUGGCGCUGGUGGGGAAGAUCUACACCAUGCUGACUAGCAGAACGGUCACCGUCUUCAUGCCGCAGGAGUUCCCGCCGGAAGGCCGCGCCACGACAGGCGCGCCGAAGGCCGUCGUCGCGCCCGUGGAGGCCGACGUGCUAGGCUCCGGCGCCCCCGCGGAGGCCCCGCCCACGAUGCUGUCCCAGAUCGACGAGCUGCCGCGGUCCCGGGCCACGGGCGAGGACACGUACCAGCACUUCCAGGCCGCGAGGGCGAACCGCCAGAUCGAGAGGACCGCGCACCAGACGGUGGGGGAGAAGCCCGAGGCUGUCAGCCUCACCAUCCCGGAGGUGCAGCACCGGCAGGUCACCAGGAGCGUGGCGCAGAUGCGCGCGCAGCAGCAGAGCCAGAUGGAGAUAGCCCAGGCGAGCCGAGCGAACACCUCCAAGAGCGGGCGCAAGUCCUCCGCGGGCUCCGAGGUGGGUGGCCCGACGACGCCCGGGCUCGGGCUGGUGGGCAGCGCCAAGCCCCUCGCGGAGGUGCUCCGGCCGAUGGUGGCGGGCGUGCUGCGGGAGAACGCGCAGGUCAUGAAGUCGCUGGACCCUCGAAAGGACGUGGCCGUCUCGUUCAUGGAGCUUGGCAGGGACCACGUACCGGAGGACCUCAGCGUGCGAGUGUUCCGUGACAUCGCGAGCCAGGCCAGCGUGGGCGGACAGCUGAAGUCGCCGGCAGAGUUCUGGCGGUUCUGGACUCUCUUCUGUCCCGCGCUCGCGGACUUCAGCGACGGCAGCCGCGUGUUCAACGGCGUCGUGGAGCUCUUCAAGGCCGUGGGCACCAUCAUGGCAGAGAAAGACGCCGUGCUGACGCAGCAGCUGCUGAUCGACGUGGCGCUGCCCUCGGUGGCGCCGCUGCUGAAGGAGGCCGCUGGCAAGCGCGAGUCCGUCUGCGAGUUCGUCACCGCCUUCGCGCAGCCCGGCGCCGUCGGGCGCCUCGGCAUGCUGCGGGCCCUGAAGGAGGCUAUCGCCGAUACGCCCGUCUACGUCGCGUGCCUCUCGUACCUGGUGUGCCUGGAGGAGCAGGAGGAUCUCGCCGACGAGCACCUGAAUGGGCACUACAUGUACUACGCCAG
Molecule: messenger RNA, 1250 nt
Organism: Prorocentrum cordatum
Lineage: Eukaryota; Dinophyceae; Prorocentrales; Prorocentraceae
Source: the annotation of a GenBank genome assembly